AUGACUGACGAUCAUCCCUCGUUAAUCACUAAAAUUGCGCACCUUGAAAAAUAUAUUGAAUACCUACAAUCUACCAUGAAUGAUCUCACUAAAGUAAUUAAUGAUAUGAUUGAAAAGCAACUGCAUGAACCUACUUCUAAUCUUAAAAUCAAUGAUAACCCUCCAAAUGAUGAGUCAGUUAUGUCCACUCCAAUAUUCCCCCAAACACAAAUACAAGCACCAUCUUCUACACAAACACAUACACAUACACACACACCACACACACCACACACACUUACACACAACAAAAAAGAACAAAUUCCUAUGAAGAACAAAUACCAAAGCCAGUUCACCGCUCAACAUCUUACUGGAAACGAUGAAAACAAUAUUCUUCAUAUGAUCUCCUGCCUAUGCAAUUGGCAUGAGAAAUCUAAAGGUUUAAUAGCUAUGAGAAUUAGUAAACCACCAGACUCAAGCUGCUUCAAAACCACUGUUACAGUUAAGAAUUUACAAUCACUACAAGAAAUCCUCUCUAACACCGAAUGGUCUCGCCUCAAAACUUAUACUCAACUAGCUGAAGAUUCCCGUUUUGAAGUCUUUAUCAACCUCUCUACAGAUUUUGAAGAACAUGAAAUCGUAAACGUCGUUAAAGAUAUCACCACUAAAGCAGGAAUUACUAUUCACCCAAACUCUAUCAAAAUCGAUGAAAAGACAUCUCCUUUUAAUCCUGAAGAAUCAUAUUAUAACAUCAUAGUGACUCUUAAAUCUGAUACUGAAGUCGAUCGUAUCUUAGAAGUGGUCCAUCCUAUUGAAACCAAGCAUGGCAGAAUCAUCACAAAAUCCUUCAAGUCCAAAGCGCAGUUCUUUAAAGAAAAAGCUAUCUCCAAAUCAAAUCAAUCAACAGAGAAAGAAAGCUCUAACUUCUCAACUAUUAUUACUCCAAAUAAUUAUGAAGCAAGGUUUACCAGCCUUGAAAAAAGAGUCUCCAAUAUGGAAAGCAAUAUAUCAUAUAUUGCUAAGAAUAUGGAAACUCUAAUGCACAGCGUUAAAUGA
Messenger RNA from Naegleria fowleri, 1032 nucleotides. RefSeq lists its product as uncharacterized. Lineage: Eukaryota; Heterolobosea; Eutetramitea; Acrasida; Naegleriidae. The transcript is spliced from 2 exons. The record is from RefSeq and is a predicted model, not a curated record. Bases 1 to 1032 code for a protein of 343 amino acids.